UCAUGCACAGAGCACCCCAGCAGGACAGACCCCAGGAGUCAGACAGAUACGGGCAGUUCCUGGGCUGCUGCUUUUCAGGAGAUAGAUAGCUGCAUCGAUUUGCAUAGGCAGCAGUGCUGUGCUGACAGGAAGGAAGGCUGAGUGAGACCCACAGUGCAGGAAGGGGCGAGGAGCAAACUGAAAGAGAGAAAAAGCCACCAGGCUGAACAGCAGCCGGUGGCAGGUGUCUGGGGAAGCUAGACCCACCUUCCCCUGGUGCUGCCCUGAACAUCACCCUGGCCGCCAGGUCCCAUCACAUCCACAGGUCCCACAGGGGCAGGAGCCACCAACCAGAGGGGUCCAUUUUCUACCUUGAACUUGAGCAUACAGGCAAGGAGGAAGCAAAGCUCUGCGGAUAAAGGGCUGAGCAGUGGCACGGAGGGGCUGCAUCCUCCCGCCGUGCUGAGGAUGCCUUCUCUGCUCUCCUGCUCCCACACAGACCUGGGAGAGGCAGCACAAGGCCGAGGAACAUGGAUAAAGGCUGAGAAGCCUCAACUGAUGCUGUGAGUCAGCCAGGUGGACACAGGGCAGUCCAUGGGACGGCCGUGCUGCUGCCAACACAGUGCUCCUUACCCAGGGAUCACCACAUCACAGGAGGCCUCUGAUGGACGAGGCUUGGAUCAACCGCUACCGCAAGCAGCUGGUGAGGUCCGUCUCACCGCAAUUCCUGGAGGAGAUCAUCUGCUACCUGCGGCAGCUGGACCUGCUCACAGCAGAGGAGGCAGAGUGGGCGCAGGAGGCGAGGUCCCUGCCUGAGCAAGUGAGGGCUGUGGUGGACCUCCUGGCUGGCAAGGGCAGCUUCGCCUCCCAGUCCCUGCAGACCUUCAUCGAGACCACCAAUUCCCAGCUCUACCUUUACAUCACUGUCUACGAACCCAUGGUGCAGAAGCACCUGGAGAGUCUCCAAAGCUACUAUGGGAAUGGCUUGGAGACGGGUUCCCUCCAGCGGCUCACAAACCUGCUGCUGGUGGAAGGUUUGACUGAUAUCCAGCAGAAGGAGCAUGACAUCCUGCAGAUCGAAGCCACUAAAGGACUACAAAAUGUAUCCAAGAGCAUUCCUCUGGAGAAGCUCUUCCUCCCUCUCUCCAAGUUCAGCAUCCCACCUCGGAUCUCUGUCACCAUCGGAGUUGCUGGGAUUGGCAAAAGCACACUGGUGAAAUUGUUUGUCUACACCUGGGCAAAAGGGGAGAUCAAUAGAGACAUCAUCUUUGUACUGCCCCUCACGUUCCGGGAGCUCAACACCUAUGAGAAGCUCUCUGCUGAGAAGCUCAUCUGCUCGGCGUUCCCUCACAUCACUGAGCCCAACUGCAUCUUGGCGGGAGCCGCCAGGACCCUGCUGAUCCUCGAUGGCUUGGAUGAGUUCAAGACUCCUCUGGAUUUCUCCAACACAGUAGUAUGCACUGAUCCCAAAAAGGAGAUCCAAGUGGAUAACCUGAUCACCAACAUUAUACGCGGCAACCUGCUGCAGAAGGCUUCCAUCUGGGUCACGGCACGGCCCACAGCAGCCAGCCAAAUCCCUGGUGGCCUUGUUGACCGGACGACAGAAAUAAGAGGUUUUGCAGCUGCAGAGAUGAAGGACUUCUUGGACCAGAUGUUCCUAGACAACAAAGACUUAUCUGGCCAAGUCCUGCAUCACAUCAGGGCUAACAGGUCAUUACACGUCAUGUGCACCGUUCCUGGCUUUUGCUGGAUUUGUGGUUCCUCAAUUGGUUAUUACUUAAAACACAGCACUGAUCAACCCCAAGAAACAACUGGUGUCCCCAAGACCCUUUCAGAAAUCUACUCCUACUAUUUUAAAAUCGCUCUGAGCAGCAACUGGCCAGAAAAGCCAAGAGAAACCCUCAGGAUCGAGCAGGCUGUGAACAACAGCAGGAAGAUAGUGGGCAGCCUGGGCAGGCUGGCCUUCUACGGACUGCUGAAAAAGAGAUACGUAUUUUAUGAGCAGGACAUGAAGGCCUAUGGCAUUGACCUCUCCUUGCUGCAGACCAGCUUGUGCAGCCGGCUCCUGCUCAAAGAGGAGAUGCAGUCCUUCACAGCUUACUGCUUCUCCCACUUAACCCUACAGGAGUUUCUAGCAGCCAUCUAUUACUACACAGCUGCAAAGCGGGCAAUAUUCGACCUCUUCACGGAGAGCGGGAUGUCCUGGCCCAAGCUGGGUUUCCUCAACCACUUCAAGAACGCUGUUCAGAGGUCGCUGCAGGCAGAGGACAGGCAGCUGGACAUCUUUGUGCGCUUCCUUUCCGGGCUCCUGUCCCCGCAGGUGAACAAGCUGCUCUCCGGGUGGCUGCUGGUGAAGGAUGAGCACAACAGCUUCAGGAGCCAAGCAGUCGGCUUCCUCCAGGGCUGCCUGAACACUGACCAUGCCAUCUCCUCGCGGGCAGUGAACACCAUGCACUGCCUCCAUGAAAUCCAGCACACGGAGGUCACCAAGAUGGUAGAAGAAGCAAUGAAAAAUGAGAGCUUGGCCGGGAUGCUCACCCCUGUGAACUGCUCUGCCCUGGCUUAUCUCCUGCAGGUCUCUGAUGUCUGCAUGGAGGAGACGAACCUCUCCAACUGCCUCACCUACAAUGUCUGUAAGAGCCUUCUCUCCCAGCUCCUGUUCUGCCACAACCUCAGGCUGGACAAUAACCGGUUUAAGGACAAUGUGAUGGAGCUGCUUGGCAGCAUGCUGAGUGUGAAGGACUGCCAUAUCCAGAAGCUCAGUUUGGCAGAAAAUCAGAUCAGCAACAAGGGAGCCAAAGCACUGGCCAGGUCACUGCUGGUGAACAGGAGCCUGACAGCACUGGACCUGCAGAACAACUCCAUUGGCCCCACUGGAGCAAGAGCACUGGCUGAUGCGCUGAAACAGAAUCAAGUCCUGCUCUCCCUGAACCUGCAGCACAACACCAUCAAGGAGGAAGGUGCCACCUUCCUGGCCGAGGCCCUGUUUACCAACCACAGGCUGACGACCCUGCACCUGCAGAAAAAUGCCAUCGGAGCCCAUGGUGCCAGGAGAAUAGCAGAGGCGCUGAAGCAGAACUGCAGCCUGAAGGAGCUGAUACUAUCCAGCAACUCAGUAGGAGACGAUGGCUCGGUUGCCUUGGCCGAAGCUCUGAAGGUGAACCACAGCCUGCAAAGCCUCGAUCUCCAGAGCAACUCCAUCAGCAGUGCUGGGGUCACCGCACUGACAGCAGCUCUCUGCUCCAACAAAGGACUCAUCAACCUCAACCUGAGGGAGAACUCCAUCAGCAAGGAAGGGGGUCCUGCCAUUGCUCAUGCCCUGCGGACCAACAGCACCCUCAGGAAGCUGGACUUAGCAGCCAACCUGCUGUACGAUGAGGGCGGCAAGGCCAUCGCUUUAGCGAUGAAGGAGAACCGGGCGCUCAAGUCCCUCCACUUGCAGUGGAACUUCAUCCAGGCAAAAGCUGCUGCAGCCCUAGCACAAGCAUUACAGUCCAACAGCAGCCUGUCCAGCCUCGACUUGCAGGAAAAUGCCAUUGGAGACGAGGGAAUGGCUGCCCUCUCCACUGCGCUGAAGUUCAAUACAACCCUGGCACAUCUGCACCUGCAGGUGGCUUCAAUUGGCAUGGCUGGUGCCCAAGCCCUGGCAGAAGCUUUGAUGGUCAACAAGAGCCUGCAGAUCCUGGACUUGCGGGGAAACUCCAUUGGGGUGGCUGGGGCCAAGGCAAUGGCCAACGCGCUGCAGGUGAACCGCAGCCUCUGCUGGCUCAACCUUCAGGAAAACUCCCUGGGCAUGGACGGAGCCAUCUGCAUCGCCACUGCUCUGAAGGGAAACCAUGGCCUCACCUACAUCAACCUGCAGGGGAACCAGAUUGGCCAGUCGGGAGCCAAGAUGAUCUCCGAUGCCAUCCGGACUAACUCCCCCAGCUGCGUGGUGGAUGUGUGAGGUGCCUGGCCACAGUGACGAGGUGACCCAGUGGUUCCUUUGGCCACCAUGGAUUUACAGGGAGCUGCCUGGGCCCUGUCUGGCUGUCGUAGGGAGGAGAGCUGGGUUCAGG
Molecule: messenger RNA, 4037 nt
Organism: Pezoporus flaviventris
Lineage: Eukaryota; Metazoa; Chordata; Aves; Psittaciformes; Psittacidae
Gene: NLRC3
Product: NLR family CARD domain containing 3
Exons: 19
Coding region: 644-3925 (1093 amino acids)
Biological process (GO): negative regulation of canonical NF-kappaB signal transduction; regulation of apoptotic process
Cellular component (GO): cytosol
Molecular function (GO): protein binding
Source: RefSeq, a predicted model, not a curated record